Molecule: messenger RNA, 1218 nt
Organism: Loxodonta africana (African savanna elephant)
Lineage: Eukaryota; Metazoa; Chordata; Mammalia; Proboscidea; Elephantidae
Gene: FNDC10
Product: fibronectin type III domain containing 10
Exons: 4
Coding region: 1-1218 (405 amino acids)
Source: RefSeq, a predicted model, not a curated record
AUGCUGGCAAAGGUGAUGAGCCUGAUGACCAGGAGGCCCCUGGGUCACACCCUCAGCCCCGAAGCCACUCCAGCCUGGGGCUUCAGCCAGCACCUCCUGAAGGAAGGAGAGCUGCCCCCAGGCUGGCGGUGUGUGGAGCGCAACCCGCAUUUGAAGGCGCGGCCUCCCCAACUGGUGCGGCCAAGAGCGGUGGCGGAGCUGUCCUCGGGGACCACUACUCAGGACAGCAAGCCAUACCGCCAGGAAUGCCUCGGAAGACCCCGCGGCGGCGAGGAGGCGGUGGAGGGCGGAGGGGGGCGGGGCGUGGGGCGGCCCCGCCUCCUCCUCCUUCGCCGCCGCCGCGCCGGGUCCGAGCGCGUACCGGGCACGGGGGCGGGUCGGAGCGGCGGCGGCCAGGGCACGGCGAGCCCGGCGAGCGCGGAGGCGCGCCCGGCCCAGCCCCGCCGCCGCCGCCGCCGCCGCCGCCGCCGCCGCAAGAUGCGCGCCCCGGCCCGCCACCAGCUGCGGCCCGCGCUGCCGCCGCCGCUGCUGCCACUGCUGCUGCUGGCCGCCUGCGCGCCACCGCCCUGCGCCGCGCCAGCGCCGUCCCCGCCGGCCUGGGAGCCGGCCGCCGAUGCGCCGUGGUGCCCCUACAAGGUGCUGCCCGAGGGCCCCGAGGCGGGCGGCGGCCGCCUUUGCUUCCGCAGCCCCGCGCGCGGCUUCCGCUGCCAGGCGCCAGGUUGCGCGGCGCAUGGCUCAGCCGGUCACUCGCUGCGCGCCAGCGUCCUGCGCAACCGCAGCGUCCUGCUGCAGUGGCGCCUGGCGCCGGCCGAGGCGCGCCGCCUGCGCGGCUUCGCGCUCAACUGCUCAUGGCGCGGCGCCUACACGCGCUUCCCAUGCGAGCGCGUGCUUCUCGGCGCCUCGUGCCGCGACUACCUGCUGCCCGACGUGCACGACGGCGUGCGCUACCGCCUGUGCCUGCAGCCGCUGCCGCUGCGCGCCGCGCCCGGGGCGCCCCCAGCGCCCGCGGCCCCUGCCACGCCACCGCCCCUCGCGCCCGCUGAGUGCGUGGAGUUCGCUGCCGAGCCGGCCGGCAUGCGGGAGAUCGUGGUGGCCAUGACGGCGGUGGGCGGCUCCAUCUGCGUCAUGCUUGUGGUCAUCUGCCUACUGGUGGCCUACAUCACCGAGAACCUCAUGCACCCGGCCUUCGGGCGCCCCGGGCCGCGCAGGCAGCCUUGA